Molecule: messenger RNA, 1875 nt
Organism: Physcomitrium patens
Lineage: Eukaryota; Viridiplantae; Streptophyta; Bryopsida; Funariales; Funariaceae
Source: RefSeq, a predicted model, not a curated record
GUUUUGGUCUGGAUUGUGAAGUUACUGUAGUGAGAGAGAAUUUGGAUCGAAACAAGUUUGCCACUGAAAAAAGGAUUGCAACUUUGAUCGGGGGUACGAAAUUGUUUUGAAUGUUCUCUCUUUCGCUCUCGUGUACAUGACUAUGACUUGAUGCCUAUUUGGCCAGAGUUAUUGUUGCUGCCUAGCAUCACUUAUUCUUGCUACCGAUCUAAGGCAUCGUGGGGAUUGAUUAGGCAGUGAAUUUGGGUGCGGCCAUUAGUUGAAAUCGUUGCAAUGGAAGAGAAGGUUACAAUUUCAUCAGGGCCACAAUCGGCUUCUGGGCAUGUUGCUCCAUCUACUUCUGAUUCUACAACCUUCGUGAAGAAUAAAAGUGAUGGUAGCUCUUCCUUCAAAGAUAUCUUUGCAGGCAUGAUCCCAGGACAUCAUAACAGCAGGAUGAUUGUCAUUGGCCAUCGCGGAAAUGGAAAGAACAGAACUCUUCUGCAAGGAGAGAUUCCUGACGAACGACCCUCCUUUCGGGAAAACACUAUCAACUCUUUUAACACAGCUUCCAAGUUUGGAGCUAGUUUUGUCGAAUUCGAUGUUCAGGUGACUAGAGAUGGACAUCCCAUCAUUUUCCACGAUGACUACAUUAUUCUUGAAGAUAAGGUGUCGAGGAAGAUUGGGGAGCUUUCAUUAGAGGAGUUUCUUGCUUGCGGACCUCAGAAAGACAAAUCUACGGAUGGGAGGACCCUGUAUAGGAAGGCGAAAGAUAACUAUGUGAGCAUCUGGACAGCAACCGUGGAGGAUUCAUUGUGCACUCUGCAAGAGGUAUUUGAAGAAGUAGAUCAGAAUGUGGGUUUCAACGUCGAAGUUAAAUUUGAUGACGUCUUGAAGACCAGCGAUGAUGAGUUGCGACGAGUUCUUUACCCCAUUUUGGAAGUUGUAAAGCAACAUGCGAAAGGGCGAAAAGUCUACUACUCUAGCUUCAACCCAGACGCCGUUUAUCUGCUAAGGAAGGAGCAGUCAAGCUACCCGGUGUUCUUCCUCACUGAUGGAGGAGUCAACUUAUUCAAUGAUCCACGAAGAAACUCUAUCCAAGCGGCAGUUCAAGUUUGUGAAGAGGGUAACUUGCAAGGUAUAGUUACGGAAGUGGGAGCGAUCCUGCGUGAACCCACUCUUGUUUCCUUAGUCAAACAAGUGGGCCUUUGGCUCUUCAGUUACGGUGUUCUCAACAACAUAGCAGAAGUGGUGGAAAAGCAGAAGAUUCUUGGCGUGGACGGAGUGAUAGUAGAUCAUGUGCUGGAGGUGGUCACUGUGGUACGUGAUUUAGAAAAACUUCCAUUAGAGAAAAUGUUGAAUUUUGUCCCAACCCCGCUGCGUACGUUGAGUGAAGAAAAGUUACCGUGAACUCGUCGUUCUUUGUGCCGAACAACCCCGGAUCACAUACCAUGCCAAGUCCGCUCAUAACUAAUUGUGGUUGUAUUUUCAAUCUUCCUCGACAUCAAUCUAGGCAUUCCCUGACAAUCAUGUAAGGUACUAGGCACAGAAACUAACUGCCCAUCUCUGCUAGAGCAAUAGUCAAUUGAACUGUUGUUGACAAUCACAUUAUUUUCUAAAUUGUGCAAUCUCGAUUACCACUAAUUCAUGCUGAUUCACUGCUAUGUCUCACUCCUGAACGAUGUAAGGAAUGAUGUAGUGAAUUCUACAGUGGUUCUGUUGUUGUUUCUAUGUUGAAACUUCCAAACUUUUAAAAAAACAAAUGUGACCCACAAGUCUGAAGUGAGCUUUUGUAGUUAAGGAAGCUGCUAUCCCUUCUAGAAAUGUGUUUAUAUAACAAGGAUGAGGUAUUUUUCAGACCUAGAGACUGUUGUAAAGGAUUGCUUUGUAUUGAUC